Molecule: messenger RNA, 1323 nt
Organism: Malassezia vespertilionis
Lineage: Eukaryota; Fungi; Basidiomycota; Malasseziomycetes; Malasseziales; Malasseziaceae
Exons: 3
Coding region: 1-1323 (440 amino acids)
Source: RefSeq, a predicted model, not a curated record
AUGGUUACGAAGCCAGCGACGCUGGCAAAAUUCGAGGAGUGGUAUGGCGUAUGGCGCCCAUUCACGCCGCGUCCAUUUACACAGGAGGGCACUGGAAAGCGUGGUGAUCGAACGCGCCGCGCAGAUGAUUUUGGAGCGCGCAUGGAAAGUCGGCGCUCUCAGCGGGGCGGUGCAGCGGCGGGUGCCGCGGUUCGUGCAUCGCACAAAGAGCUGGAGCGUCCUGCGUUUGGGCGUAUGCGGAGCCAAGAGGAUGCGCCUCUCGGCUGGCGCCGCGUUGGGGCACAGCCAGAGGGCGACGCUUCGUUGCGUACCUCAGUGCCUGCAUGGAUGGCAGAGGAAGGCAGUGCGCCGCCGCCGCCAACUGCGGGCCGAGUAGACAGUAUCCAGCAAUUCAAGGCGCAGAUGCGCGAGAAGGAGCGGCGUGAGCGUGGUGAGCCGUCGGACGAGCAACAGCGCAGCAUGUACGAGGACUUGUCGAACAUCCAUGAGGAUGAUGCCGUAAACGAGCGCUCCAGUCGGUUUGCACGAUUUUUUGAUGUACGCAGCGAAGGUUCCAAGGGCAGCGCUCCUGCGCAGAGCGAGACGCAGGCGCCGCAGGCUGGGUCGUUUGACCUGUUCAAUAUUCUCCAAAAUGCAGGCUCGCAAAGUGGACCGUCUUUGGAGCGCGAAUUGCCUGCUCCGCAGGAUCAACAAGCGCCAUCAGCGGCACCGCUUAUGGGUGGGCCAUCGGGGCCGUCGGCGAAGGAUAUGGCGAGCAUGCAAGUGCUUAUGGCUAAGCUGAUGGGCCAGCGCGCGCCGGCAAGUCCAGGCGCUGCACACACGGCCUCGCCCCAACUGGGGACGCCGCAGCGUGUCACUGCGCGGCAAGCGCGGCCAGCGGAGGCGCAGCCUGAGACGAGCGCCCCGGGAAUGGCAUUUUUCAACCAGCUCUUGAGCCAGGCGGCGCGAUCGCACGACAAGACGAAACAGGCCCAGGCGCCUGUAGCGCAUCCUGUCCGCCCGCCGAUCCCCCCUGUGCUGCCGCCGGACGCUGGAAAUGGGCCGGCGCCUGGGAUGUGGAUUCCCCCGCCGAACAUGGGAUUUCCGCCUGGGGCGCAGAUGCCGCCGCCGCCGGGCCUGUUGGGCACACAGCCGAAUUGGCCAGGAGGCGGACCUCGGCCGCCAGGUAUGUCCAUGCCGCGUCCGCCGCCUGGAAUUCCUGCUGGGAUGGGCGCGCAUUAUGGCGCCGUGUUGCAUGGGCCGCCAGGACUGCCACAGGGCGGCCCGGGGCGGCCGAUGCCAUGGCUUAUGGGACACAUGGAGCGAGGUGCUCGGCAGGAGUGA